This is a messenger RNA of Aureobasidium melanogenum CBS 110374, 1395 nucleotides long. Its product is annotated as pectin lyase-like protein. Gene Ontology annotation, molecular function: polygalacturonase activity. Gene Ontology annotation, biological process: carbohydrate metabolic process. Lineage: Eukaryota; Fungi; Ascomycota; Dothideomycetes; Dothideales; Saccotheciaceae. The record is from RefSeq and is a predicted model, not a curated record. The transcript is spliced from 5 exons. The coding region runs from base 1 to 1395 and encodes 464 amino acids.
AUGUUGUUGGUACUUAUUCUUUUGGCGACCAUCUUGGGUCUGAGGGCACAUGCAAAGCCGACAUCUGCAUCAUCGACACAUACUCAUGCACCGACAACGUCUGCUUACGCAUCACCUGCGUCUACUCAGGGUGUCACGUGCGUUGUCAAACCAGCAUCGAGUGGAAAGGAUUCCUCAGCAAAUAUCCUGAAGGCUUUCGAGAGUUGUGGACAGGCCAAAGCCGGACUUCGCAACCGCAUCGUGUUUCAGAACACCACAUACACCAUUGGUAGCGUAUUGGAAACGACUGGCUUGAAGAAUGUCGACAUCGAGUUGCAUGGAACACUCUCCUGGGACAACUCGAAUAUCAGUUACUGGCUGAACAACUCGUUGCCUGUUGGUUACCAGAACCAAAGCACUGCUUGGAGACUCGGCGGAGAUAGUAUCACAUUCCAAGGAUAUGGCUCUGGUACCUUCAAUGGCAAUGGUGAUGUCUGGUAUCGAUUCGUCAAUGGAAGGUCGAAUUACCCUAGGCGGCCGCACCAAUUGACCAUCACCGAGACCACGAAUUCGACCUUUGAAGGCUUGCUAUUCCUCCAGAGUCAGAUGUGGACGAUGACAGUGAUCCACUCGGCGGACGUUCUCCUGCAGGACAUUUAUGUCAACAACACUUCCAAGACUGGCGUAAGUCAUACAUUCUCACCACGUAACACUGCACCAACUGUGAAUACUGAUGGUUGUGACACUAUUUACGCCAACAACAUCACCUUCCGCAGGUGGACUGUAGACAAUGGCGACGAUGCGAUCUCACCAAAAGCAAACUCAACCAACAUCCUGAUCGAAGACAGCCAGUUCUACAGAGGGUCUGGUAUCGCUCUUGGAAGCAUUGGUCAGAUGGAUGGCCAGUUCGAAACGAUAGAAAACGUGACUUGUCGCAAUAUCACGUCUCACAAUACGAAGAAUGGUGCCUACAUCAAGACAUGGACCGGAGUUGCCAAAGGUCUUCCUCCAAACGGAGGUGGUGGUGGCUUGGGUUAUGCGCAGAACCUCACCUUUGAGAACUUCACCCUGUUCAACGUCCAGAAGGCAUUCACGAUCACCCAGUGCACAAACUUCGAGGGCAAUCAGGGCGAUUGUGAUACAUCAAAGUUCAACAUCCGCGAUGUGUUCUUGAGUAAUUUCUCAGGCACCAUCCGUGGAGACGUUGUCACAACAAUGCAGUGCAGUGCAGCAGCACCUUGCCGAGACAUUCAGUUGUCGAACGUGGUCGUGCAAAACAGCUUGAACAACACAACGCCAAGACAAUAUCAAUGCGAUAGUGUCAAGCAAACAGUAGGAUUCAAUUGCACAGGUCCUCCAGAUUCCGAGGACAACGCCUUCAAGAGGCGAAAACGUUCAGAGUGGACAAUGCUUUGA